Messenger RNA from Myripristis murdjan (pinecone soldierfish), 8316 nucleotides. It is a transcript of the gene wdr81, whose product is annotated as WD repeat domain 81. Gene Ontology annotation, biological process: aggrephagy. The record is from RefSeq and is a predicted model, not a curated record. Gene Ontology annotation, cellular component: mitochondrion. The transcript has 12 exons. The coding region runs from base 383 to 6652 and encodes 2089 amino acids. Lineage: Eukaryota; Metazoa; Chordata; Actinopteri; Holocentriformes; Holocentridae. Gene Ontology annotation, molecular function: phosphatidylinositol 3-kinase regulator activity; protein binding.
GUGAGGCUCAGUUUCUACAACAUGGCUCCGACUUGCACAGAACAAAACACCGUCUGCUGACUGACCGCCGUCUCUUCGCCGACAAGCCAGUAAACCAAAAUGGAGCAAGUCCAUGUCGUCCGGCAGCAUGUUCACAACUUCCAGAGUUGAUGUGUGACAGACUCAUGAUGCACGAAGCCAGCCGGGCGCCGUUAGCUUCACGUUAGCGGCCACGGCUGCUAAGUUACAAGUGGAGCGAGAGCACGGGCUUAGAAGGCAAGUCUGCCUUUGGUGUCAUCGAUUUCUAUCUCCAUGGAGGCGUGAAAGUCACCUUCUUUAAGAGACAGAAAAGGCGAACUCAGCUGGACACUGUGUGACUCUGAGCUGGCAUUGGAGACUCACCAUGGAUUGGCUGAUGCAUGCAGUAGAGAAAGACUUGGGGGUUGACCGACGGCAGCUGGGCCCAGGUCCUCGUCCCCGGGAGGUUGUAGCUCUUGUUCCUUCCCGCUGGGUGAUGGGCAUCAGGGAGAGGAGGGUCAUGCGUUGUCCUCGAUUUGACAGUAUCAGUGAAGCAGAAAUUCGCACUUACCUUCAAUGUUCCCAGGCAAAGCUGCCUCCUGGAUGGACACGAGUGUGCAUUCAGGGUCUAAGGAAAAGUAAGCUGAGCUACAGAUUGGCCAGAGACCCAUGCUAUCAAGAAAUGGAUGCCACUUCACAGGAUUCUUAUGUCAAAAUCAUGCAGUGUGUAUCACAGCGUAACAUCAGGAACCUGUGGCGUGAAGCUCAUUACAACCUGGUGCAGCCAUAUGCAGGGGCUGCUGAGCAGAUGCACAUCGCAGCUUUAGAUGCCGUGCGUCAAGCCCUGCAGAAGCUCUUCAAUUCAACUUUCUUGUCAACUGACAGAGUCUCACCAUCCCUUUCUCCAGCUAGAGAGAAGGAGAAAGAAACCCCUUUCCCUUCCAAUUCCUCCUCCUUUUCCAAAUCCCAGUCAGACAGUCUGUGUCCUAAUGUUCUCCCUGCAGAGGGUCUUCUGGAGUCAGCUGAGAUGCUCUAUGUGGUUCUUCCCUAUACUCAGUAUUCACUCCAUGAUAUUGUCUCCUACAGCCCGGCCAAGCUUGCCAACAGCCAUGCCAAAGUGCUGUUCAUUCUGUACCAGUUGCUAAAAGCUCUGCAAGCAUGUCAUGCAGCAGGGCUUUCUUGUGGAGAGCUCUCCUUGCAGGAUAUAGCAGUAGAUGAGCAGCUCUGCAGCCGCCUCAAGCUCAACCUCUCCCAUUAUGAGGAACUGGGGACAGAAAGGGAGGCAGACAGCUAUGUUACUGGCAAACAAGUGCCAAAAAGCAUCCUGCCAAGGGACAGCACAUGUGUGAGCAGUGACAACAAGAGACUUUGCAGAGACUGUUUUGAUGAGCUCAAGACCCUGGUCCUGGACUGGGUCCAUGGUCGAAUCAGUAACUUCCGCUACUUGAUGGAACUGAACAGGUUAGCAGGAAGGCGAGAAGGAGACCCUAACUACCACCCAGUGCUGCCCUGGGUGGUGGACUUCACUGUGCCAUUUGGAAGAUUCCGGGAUCUCAGGAGGUCAAAGUUCAGGCUCAACAAAGGGGAUAAACAGCUGGACUUCACUUAUGAGAUGACCAAAGAGGCUUUGGCAGCCGCUGGAGCAAAUGGGGGAGGAGGAGGCGGUGUGGGUGGAGACUUGGGGAUUGCUGUAGGUGCUGGUGGGGCUGGACAGUCUGACCACCUCCAUGUACCCCAUCACAUCUCAGAUGUACUUUCAGACAUUACUUACUAUGUCUACAAAGCCCGGCAGACACCUAAAUCAGUGUUGUGCAGCCAUGUGAGAUCUCAGUGGGAGCCUAAUGAAUACCCAGCCAGUAUGGAGCGCAUGCAGAGCUGGACUCCGGAUGAGUGCAUUCCAGAGUUUUACACAGAUCCCUCCAUAUUCCGGUCCAUCCACCCUGACAUGCCAGACCUGGAUGUGCCUUCAUGGUGCAACUCCUGUGAGCAGUUUAUUGAGGUCCACCGGCGCCUUCUGGAGAGCAGAGAGGUGUCUCAGCACUUGCAUCACUGGAUAGACCUCACAUUUGGUUAUAAACUGUCAGGUAAGGAAGCUGUCAAGGCGAAGAAUGUGUGCCUCCACCUAGUGGACAACCACACCCAUCUUACUAGCUAUGGUGUGGUUCAGCUGUUUGACCAGCCGCACCCACCCCGCCUUGCUCCUUGCCAGUAUGCCCCACCAGAACCACCUCUCCUGGGCCUUGCUGCUCUUAAUGUGCCUUCUUUACAAAUCCCUCAAUUCAACCCAAUGGCUGACACUGUAGAUGGAAUGGUGCCGGAGUCCACAGGGUGUGAAUCCAGUGGCUGGACUACAAUAGACAGAGAUGAAGAGCUUGAACAAGGUAUGGAAGCGCUGGACUCUUUAGCUUCCACUGGCUUGCCCACAUCAGCCUCCUGUUCUGUGCCACUGCCAAACAUCAGUACAGGGAAGAUGGGAGGAGAAUACCCAGCACUGAUUGUAUCCCAGUCUCCAAGUUCAUUUCCUUGUGAAGGCACUGGCAACACCACAGGAAGCAUGGCCCCUAGCUUACGCAGUGCCAUGUUACAGAGAGGAGGGGCGAUAAACAAAAAACAUGGGGAAGGGAGUGUGACGGUUACAAAUGCAGAGGAGAUCAAGAUCAUCCUCCCUGAAGGCUUCAACCCAUUACAGCCUCUGGAAGAGCUGGAGAAGCUGAACAAUUUCCUGGUGAAGAGUCUGCAUGCUGAUGUACCACAUCCUGCAGAGUCUAGUGAGGAGAGGAGAGAAGGGAGGAUAAUUGUAGAGUCUCUAUCCUCCCUUUCAGAGCUCUAUCAAAGGGACAUGCAGGCACUUGGUGUUCUCAUUGCCGAAAUCUUUUACUCCUCUAAACUGAGAGGACAGAAAACAAGUUCCCCCCUUAGACAGCGUUUCCAAGCUGUUUUGAAGCUGUGUUCUGCCAGCCUCCGUGAUGUGCCACUGUCUUUGCAUCACACCCUGGAGGUGCUGCUGCAGAUACAGAAGCAUUGCAGAAGAGCACAUGCAUGUGUAGAAGUACCAGAGUGCCCUCUUCCACUCCUUUUCAGAUAUGACCCUAUCUAUGAGGGUCUCCCUCCUCCAAACCCCUGUCAGUUACUGAGCCCAAUUAUCACCCCCAUUCCUUUUCCCGCCUACUUCCCAGCUCUUCACCAUUUUAUCUUCUCCUACCAUGCCAAGAUGGAGAUUACUUGUAGCCUUCAAGGAAGAGAUGUGGUCUUUCAUCUCUGGCAGCAACUGGAGACGCUGUUGCGGAGCAAUAUCACAGCUGAGGGACUUGAGAUCCUCUUGCCCUUCGUUCUGGCCCUCAUGCUUGAGGAGUCCACUGCUGUCUAUGCUGCCUGGUACCUUUUUGAGCCCAUCUCUAGAGUACUGGGCCCCAGGAAUGCCAGCAAGUACUUAUUGAAGCCCCUGGUCAGUGUUUAUGAGAACCCCCACUGCCUGCGAGGACGUUUCUAUCUCUACACUGACUGCUUCAUUCUGCAGUUGAUUGUAAGGCUUGGCCUGCAAGCAUUUCUGUCCAGCCUGCUCCCCCAUGUGCUGCAGGUAAUCACUGGCUUUGAGAGCUGCAUCUCAGGCUCUGGUGGGGAAGCUUGUAAAGGGCUGAGAAGUGUGACGUGUAACCUUGGAGAGGAAGAGGAAGAAGACUUCCAGUGUGGCAGCGGACAACCAUCAUCUGGGUCUAUUAGUGGGAAGGUAGGAGGUAGCACUGGAGGCAGUGUUGGGGUGGUAGGAGACACAGGUCUGGUAGAUUACUCCUCUGGCAUCAGUCUCAAUGAUCAGGUGUUUCUCUCUGAGGCAGAGGACUUUCAAAAUGGAUUUUAUGUCAACAGUGGAGCUGGGGUGACGUCGGGGAAACAGCAGAACCAGAACUCAGCCGCCAAAGAUCAAGACCAAGAGUCUCUAAGUGUUGGUAAAUUAAGUGACAAGAGUAGUGCAAGUGAACUCUCAUUAGGGGACGGAGACUCCACACGGGACCGAGCCAGUAUCAAAUCAGCUGACAGCAGCCAGGAUCUGAAGCAUGCCAGUGAAGGAGAGGAGGGAGGAGAGCUGGAGGAAGAGGAGAUGACAGAGACCAACGAGGGUAAAGAAGGGUUAGAUGACCCCGGUGUGCCCAUUGUGGAGCUAACACUCUCUGGUUGCACGGAGGAUUCAGGGGCCACAGUGGCCACUCUGGAGGGAGAGUCUGUGAAUGGGAUGCCAUUGGAAGAGACUGAAAAAGGCAUCGUGGGAGCAGAGGAGGAGGAAGAAGAGGAACAUGAUCCUUCAGAGGACUCUGAGGAGAAAGAGCAAAAGAUUCUUCUUGACACGGUCUGCAAGACGGUUAGAUGGCUGGCGGCAAAGCUUGGACCAACAGUGACCUCUCGAUAUGUGGCCAGAAAUCUGCUACGAUUACUCACAACUUGCUAUGUUGGUGUUGAAAAGCACCAGUUUGUCGCCCCUGCACCAGAGGAGAGCAAUUUGGAAAGCGUGGGGAUGGGAAGUGUGUAUGAGAAGAAGCCUGUGGUCGGUGACCAGACUGCAGGGCCUGUGUUGGACUGUCUCAUCUACAUAGCUCAUCUUUAUGGGGAGCCUGUACUCACCUACCAGUACCUGCCCUACAUAGGCUACCUGGUGUCUCCACCUUCUUCACAGCGUCUAAACACGCGUAAAGAAGCAAGUCUGCUUGGGGCUGUGGUCCUUACCCAAAAGAUAAUCGUCUUUCUCUCUGAUACCACUCUCAUGGACAUGCUGAUGAAGAUUAAUCAGGAUGUGCUCCUGCCAUUACUGGACCUGCUCACUUCUCCCAAAAUGGGGUUCCCCAGUGGGGUGCAGACACGCUCUGCUGUCUGUCUCAAGACACUCAGCCUGAUGGCUCUCAUUUGUCUGCGCAUAGGCAGGGAGAUGGUACAACAGCAUAUGGCUGACACUCUGCGCCGCUUCUUCACUGUCUUCUCUUUGCUGCACUGUCUGCAGCCUCAGCUGGAGAGCGCCACCCGCAGAGUUGUGGGAGAAGUCACCGUGGUGGACGUGAACACACCUGAGGAGUCAAAUGUGACAUAUGAGCUGGGGGUUUUGGAGGAGCUGCAGACUGUAUUUAACCCUGAGAUGGCCUAUGCCUCCUACAUCCCUUUCUACUGCCUCAUAGGUGACACAGCAAUUCGGAAGCUGGUGCCCAACCAUGAGCUGGUCUGGAGGUUGGCCCAGUCCUACCAUGAGAGUGUGAGCCCUGGGAGUCCGGAGGCUAACCCCACAGCUGCAUCCAGGGUGGAGCUCCCGCACUCCUCCAUGGGCCUGCCUGUAACCAGACGUGCUGGUCGCAACCCCUUUCCUGCACCUUCCACAGCGUCCACCCCCCUGGGAUCAGACUCCCUCCCUGAGUCAGGGACCUUUGGCAGCCACCUGGUUGGAAACCGCAUCCAAGUGUCCCAGGACACUGAUUAUGGUGGUAGCCCCAACCUCAGCUCUGUUGACUCCUGGGGUCGCCCUCACCCCAGCCACACUGCCCCAAUCAUCACUACUGCCUCUACCUUCACCACUCCCUCCUCUGGCACAUCAUUCUCUUCCUUUUCCUCCUCCUGGGUCAAGGGUCCCACUCCAGAGGACAGUGCCCUUAAGCAAGAGCUCACUCGUAGCAGCCGCACCCUGCAGGGCAACUGGCUGGCCUACUGGCAGUAUGAGAUCGGCCUCAACCAGCAAGAUCCACAUUUUCAUUUCCACCAGAUCCGGCUGCAGAGCUUUCUAGGUCACUCGGGCACUACCAAGUGUCUGGCACCGCUAGCAGGAGAAGACUACUUCCUUUCUGGCAGUAAAGACAAAACCGUGAGGCUUUGGCCGCUCUAUAACCAUGGUGAUGGAACAAAGGAGGUGGAGCCCAGGUUGACAUAUACUGAUCAUCGAAAGUCUGUAUUCUACGUGGGACAGCUCGAGACUUCACAGGAGGUGGUCAGCUGUGAUGGCACUGUGCAUCUGUGGGACCAGUACACAGGCAAGCAGAUCCGUUCGUAUGAAGCCCUGGAUGGGAAAAACCCAAUCACAGCUGUCACCACCAUGCCAGCUCCACACUGUAGUGUUGUCUUUGGCAGUGCUGAUUCUGUUCUCCGCUUCAUUGAUCCUCGUAAACCGGGACUGCAGCAUGAGUUUCGUCUGGCGUACAACAAUGUGAGUGCCGGGCUGAUCCGCUACCUGGCAGUGAGCCCUGGAGGUCGGACAGUGGCUGCAGGCUUCUCAUCUGGCUGCAUUGUUCUGCUAGAUGCGCGCACAGGCCUUGUUCUGAAAGGCUGGCCUGCUCAUGAGGGAGACAUCCUCCAAAUGAAGGCCGCAGAGGGAAACAUUGUCAUCAGCUCCUCCACUGACUACUCACUCACUGUGUGGAAAGAUCUGGAACACAAGCCCCUUCGCCAGUACAAGUCACCCUCUGACCCCAUCCAUGCCUUUGACCUCUAUGGUCCAGAGAUCGUGACUGGAACGGUGGCUAACAAGAUAGGAGUGUACUCUAUGGCAGAUAUCUCUGUCAGCCCAGUUAGCAGCACCAAGCUGAGCUCAGAGAACUUCCGAGGCACGCUCACCAGCCUGGCAGUCCUGCCCACCAAGAGGCUUUUGCUCCUGGGCUCUGAGAAUGGUGCCAUCCGGCUGUUAGCUUAGGCUAAAGCAGUGGCUCUCAGCUACAGUAACACUCUACCACCGACCUUACAGAAGUGUCCUGAUGGUUAAGGCUGAAGCCAGGUGCCUCAGUCCCCUCUCCGGCCCUCCUGCUUCUCAAAUUGAGGCCAGUUGUAUCGACGGGGCAAGCUGCCAACUCCUCUAAACUGCUUUCAAAUGAUAGCAGCACCAGUAGUGCAGUAGUUGUAUGAGCUUCAUGUCUACCGAAUCUUACCGCUUUGGCUGUAGGCACUGACCAAAUUGGUGGACAGGAAAAUUGUACCACGCUAUUGAAAUUUACCAUUGUACAGCAAAUCACAUGAGUUUUUAAAGCAUUUUGCCUAUAGAUAGUAUAUAAUGGGAAAUUCUUAUCUCAACAAAAUUCAGUUAUUCUUUUCUUGACGAGGUCAGUUAUUAUUUUCAAAAGAAUGAAUCAGAAGAACUGCUCAGGAAGGUGGAACCAAACAUGGUUCUAAUGUAGUGUUUACACUUUCCAAAUAGAUGCAUACCAACACCAAAAAUACAUUCACUUCACCUUUCAUUUCCCAUCCAUGUAAGAAACACAUGCAUCCAAUGCACUGAUUAAACUAUGCAGUAUUUGUAGAUCAAACCAUCUGUUUGUGUUAGCGUUACCCUGUGUAUAAUGAGAAUUAUCUCACAGCAGAUUGUUUAUACGUCAUGACCAAUAAAAUUACAGUUGCUGUUUUUAACGGUGACUGUGUGCAUCUUCUCAGAGUGGACAUGCUUCAAUUCACGUCACAUACAAAAGUCAAUUAGAGAUGCACAACCUUAAUUAAACUGCACAAAUAUGGCCUGAAUUCCAACAUGUAGAUUCUCACCAAGAUUUUAAGAUUGAAUGUUUUUAAACCACUAAUAAAUUACUUGAAGUAGCUUUGAAAUAUUCUAAAUGAUGUUCAGAAAUUCUUGGUUUAGCAGUCAGAGAAAGUGUAGCAACAUAAAGCCGGGAGUAUCUCUAAGUCAUGAGGAAUUGCUGCGCAGAUGCCACUUUGACUAGAUCUGCCAGCUGUCGGACUUAGCAGGUCCUAAUCACUGACUACACAACCUGGAACAGUCAAUGCCAAGAUACCACAGACUUUUGUACUCUAAUAUUUCUAUGUAAUUGCCUUUUAACAAUUAAAUAUUCAAAGAAUGAUGACUAAAGUCAUGAAUGGCUCCAAAAGUCUUUGAAUUUGUAAUUCAACUAGCUUCUCAUUACUUACUGCAAAUGUGUAUUGAAAGAUUUUCCCUCUGAACCCAUCCCAGUUAUUAUUAGUGAAAUUUUUUUCCCUAAAUGUCAGUGUCACACCAUGGCAUCUGUCGCCAAGUUUUCAGUACCUAACAUCCAACAAACAAAGCUGUGUUUAUUCUUGUAUGAUUUUGUUGUCAUGUUCUGAACAUAGUUUGCUUACUUUUUAUGAAUAUGAAAACUUUGAGUUACUCACCCAAAACUCAAUAUGCUCUGACGACUAUACUCCACUUUUUAACAUUUUAUGUGUUUUUGUAAACUUGGAGUCAAAGCUCUGUAGUCAUUAAAUAGACAACUGAAGUAGUUGUUGCAUAUUGAUAAUCAGUUACGAUUGAUCUGGUUUAUAUUUUCUGGCACAUUUUAAUGAGAAAAUACAUGCUUAUUUAUUAACUGGAUUAAUAAAAGUUUGCUCCAUGUUAUU